Messenger RNA from Lodderomyces elongisporus, 492 nucleotides. RefSeq names its product succinate dehydrogenase assembly factor (gene emi5). The transcript has a single exon. NCBI's taxonomy places the organism in Eukaryota, Fungi, Ascomycota, Pichiomycetes, Serinales, Debaryomycetaceae. Gene Ontology annotation, biological process: protein-FAD linkage; mitochondrial respiratory chain complex II assembly; mitochondrial electron transport, succinate to ubiquinone. The coding region runs from base 1 to 492 and encodes 163 amino acids. Gene Ontology annotation, cellular component: mitochondrion. The record is from RefSeq and is a predicted model, not a curated record.
AUGUCCAAGAACUUUAGGUUCUCUGUGAGAACUUUUACAAACACAACAGCACGUCUUGCCAACUAUGGAAAGCCGCAGAACCCACCUAUUGAUCCAACAUUGCACAUGAGAAUCUCCCCUAUUGAAAGGACAGGAGAAACUAUCGACGUGAAACGUGCUAGAUUAGUAUACCAGUCAAGAAAAAGGGGGAUCCUUGAGAGUGACUUGCUACUCAGCCGUUUUGCCAAAAAGUAUCUCAAGCAAAUGACCAUGGAGGAGUUGGAUGAAUACGAUAAGCUUUUGGACGAAGCCGAUUGGGAUAUAUAUUACUGGGCCACGAAAAACUAUGACACAACUCCAUUACCAAAGAAGUGGGAAGACUCCAAGAUCUUGAAGCUUUUGCAGAAGGAGGCAGAGAACGAAGAACGUGUCAUUUUGAGGAUGCCAGAGUUGGAUGAAGGUGACUUUAUAAAUGGUGGGAAAGAGACCAGUCUGUCUGAAGUCAAAAACUAA